AUAAGUCUUUUAACAGACGAAGAUAAUAGUGCAAACCAAACCAUUUGGUGAAUCUUGGGAAAGAAGAAACACAUUAGAGAUUCCUGAAACAAUUCAACUUCUUUCCUCCUAAUAAUACACACAUUCUGCUUUCUAAUCUUCACGCUAAUAGAUGGCCUCAAGUCAACGAACAAAAGAAUUAAUGUCAAUCCAGAAAUGGUUAGAAGAAUCUUAAUUAGUGUCUUUCAAGUUGAGAAGCUGUGGAAUGCUUGUUCUCUUACUUUGUGUUCUACACCAAAUGGAUUUAUAUGCCCACGAAGUGUUUGACAAAAGUUCACAAUACCAUAAUUCAUGAUUUUGGGUUUCUUGUGGCAUAAGAUCACAGUUGCAAUUUUGGCGCUCAAUUCUCAAUACUCAAUAUAUAUCACGUGAGAGUCACGUGAACAAACUAACCGACUUUUGACCCAAUAAACCCUUUAAUCCUUGCCCUUCGUCUUCUUCUCUCUGUUUUCUCUCUGUUCCUUUUUUAAUUUUCUCGAGAAAAUCAAGAAAGAAAAUCGCCAUUGUUUUCUUUUCCUGGUUUCACUUUCGUUCCAAAUCAUGGAGAAAGCCGAAGAUAUUCACAAGAAACUAGAUAUAGAAUACGACGCAGAGGACUCAUCACUUAAUAUGAUACUCAAGGUUCUGCAGAUUUCAACAAACCCAAAAAAAAAAAACAAAUCCUGCAUCUGUUUUAUCGAUCUUGUUAAAGUUUUCAAGAAUGUGAUUUUUUUGCAGUCUCUGUGGCAAAUUAGCGUUUUUGAAAGACAGAACAAAGUACGUCAGAGCUUCACUGGCUCUUUUCUUAAGGAAGACAUACUUCGUCUUUCUUUUAUCAACAAUCUCAGUCUCAGUCAACCUCCGGAAGCAAAUAAUGUCUUUGAACUGUUUGUAUACAUCUUGGAGAAUUUACCUCCCUGGAACCCGUACUUUGAAGUGUACGAAUUGGCGAAAAAGAUUUGCAAUAGAUGCAAGAUGGAUUUGGAGUAUCCAGUUAAACGUUCUUAUGGUAUGAUCAUCACUGCUAAUUCACUCAGAGAAACCAAGGGAUUAUUCGAGAAUCUUACAUUCGAGAAGAUCGUUCAGAUCAUAAGGAUAGGCUUAAAGAUGCCUUGUGAUAAGGAAGGAUGUAGGAAACGAAACUAUGUUCAACGUAUGAUAAACAAACUUCCAACUGUUUUCACAAUUGCACUUGAGUGGGAGAAGAAUGAGACUGAAGGAGAGAUAUUCGAUACAACUUCUGUUCUAGCGACUGAGAUUGAUAUUAGUGCAAUAUACCGAUACGAAGGUGACAGUGCAUUCACUAAAUACCGUCUUGUCUCAAUGGUUUGCUCGGAUGGAGAUCGAUACAACUGUGUAGCUUAUGAAAACAAUAGAUGGGUCAGACACUUUUGUUCUCAGAAAGAGGUUAUUGGAGAGUGGGAUGGUGUUCUCAGCAUUUUUCGAAAACUGCAUAUUCGACCUGAGAUUCUAUUUUUUGAAAAUGUAAGCGCCUUUGACUGCAUACUUUGUUAUGUUUUUCUUUUCUUGUGUUGUGUUCUCAAUUCCACCUUCUUGAAUUGCAUACUAUGCAGAGGGAGCAGAUGUUUUCCGCGAAGGGAUCUGAAGACUCGUGUGUUAUUUCUUAGCCCAAAUUCAGCAUCCUGACUGAUUGCUAUGAUCAUUGAUCAAUGUAGAUAGUUAGAUACCAGUUUACAGAAACAGCUCAGUUUGCAUUUCGU
Molecule: messenger RNA, 1739 nt
Organism: Arabidopsis lyrata subsp. lyrata
Lineage: Eukaryota; Viridiplantae; Streptophyta; Magnoliopsida; Brassicales; Brassicaceae
Exons: 7
Coding region: 580-1665 (361 amino acids)
Biological process (GO): protein deubiquitination
Molecular function (GO): cysteine-type deubiquitinase activity
Source: RefSeq, a predicted model, not a curated record